Molecule: messenger RNA, 792 nt
Organism: Dichomitus squalens LYAD-421 SS1
Lineage: Eukaryota; Fungi; Basidiomycota; Agaricomycetes; Polyporales; Polyporaceae
Product: 3-oxoacyl-reductase
Exons: 8
Coding region: 1-792 (263 amino acids)
Molecular function (GO): oxidoreductase activity
Source: RefSeq, a predicted model, not a curated record
AUGAGCGAGACACAAGCCGAGUACCCGCUUCAAGGCAAACUGGCGCUGAUCACUGGAUGCACUGGUGGGAUUGGGCAGGCGACGGCGCGAGCCUUUGCCCGAAACGGCUGUUCAAUUGCCGUGCACCACUCCUCCGCAAGAUCGAAGGCAAAAGCUGACGCCCUCGUCUUGGAACUUAUCAAGCUGGCUCCGGGUGUACGUGCGGCGGCCUUCGAGGCAGACUUGUCCGCGUAUGACAAUGCGCAGACGCUGUGCGAUCGAGUCACCGAUAUCCUCGGACAUCCGGACAUUCUCUUCAGCAACCAUGGAGUCACCGGCCCUAGAAUUGGGCCCGAGGGCGACAUACAGAACGUCAGCGCGGAGUCAUUCGAGGAAAUUUGGCGUACGAAUACAGGAACGGGCUUCGUUCUUGUACAGAAGUGUUUGCCAUAUAUGCAGGAGAAGCAGUGGGGCCGCAUCAUUUUCACAUCGAGUGUCGCUGCCGGCACAGGCGGCGUGAUAGGGCCACAAUACGCUUCAUCAAAGUCAGCUUUGCAUGGCCUCAUACACUGGCUGUCGCUGCGCUAUUGCAAAGAGGGUAUUCUAACGAACGGUGUUGCCCCAGCGUUGAUCGAAGAAGACACGGAUAUGAUGGCCAAUCCUACGGACGCUAUCAGAAGCAAGAUACCAAUUGGACGCCUUGGCAAGCCCGACGAAAUAGCGUCAAUUGUGUUGAUGCUCGCUACCAACGGCUACAUGACGAACAAGAUUAUCGUCGCCGAUGGAGGCUGGACCAAUGGUGGAGGAUUCUGA